Pochonia chlamydosporia 170 is the source of this 729-nucleotide messenger RNA. RefSeq names its product 2-keto-4-pentenoate hydratase. The record is from RefSeq and is a predicted model, not a curated record. Bases 1 to 729 code for a protein of 242 amino acids. Gene Ontology annotation, cellular component: mitochondrion. The transcript has 3 exons. NCBI's taxonomy places the organism in Eukaryota, Fungi, Ascomycota, Sordariomycetes, Hypocreales, Clavicipitaceae. Gene Ontology annotation, molecular function: acetylpyruvate hydrolase activity.
AUGUUCGCCCUCAGAAGAACAAUGGCCACCGUGGCCCAAUCACCCCUCAAACAAGCCGGGAAAGUAGUCUGCAUUGGCCGCAACUACGCCGACCACAUCGCCGAGCUCAAAAACAUGAAGCCCAAACAACCAUUCUUCUUCCUCAAGCCCCCUUCGUCCAUCAUCCUCCCCGGCGAAGGACCCUGCCUACAGCCCAAAGGCGUCAAGAUGCACUUUGAAGUUGAAUUGGCGCUCAUCAUCGGCAAGAUGGUGCGGGAUCUGAAGGCGGAUGACCGACAGGGAGCCCUAGAUGCCAUUAAGGCCUACGCCGUGGCAAUCGACAUGACGGCGCGCAAUGUCCAAGACGAAGCCAAGAAGAAGGGUCUGCCGUGGGACAUUGCCAAGGGCUUCGACACGUUCCUCCCGAUGAGCAACGUGAUUCCCAAGACGGCCAUCAGCGACCCCCAGGACGUGGAGCUCUUUCUGCACGUGAACGGGGAGACGAGGCAGCGGGGGUCGACGGGCCUGAUGAUUUACCAGAUCCCCCGGAUCAUGAGCGACAUUUCAAAGGUGAUGACGCUGCUGCCGGGGGAUAUCGUGCUUACGGGGACGCCGGCGGGUGUAGGGCCCGUGGUGCCGGGGGAUGUGAUGAGGGCGGGUGUGAGGGUUGGGGGGAGGGAGUUGGACGAGGGGAGGAUGGAGGUUGCGGUUGAGGCGUCGCCGUCUUCGUAUGUGUUUGCGGAGACGUAG